Molecule: messenger RNA, 2614 nt
Organism: Mercenaria mercenaria
Lineage: Eukaryota; Metazoa; Mollusca; Bivalvia; Venerida; Veneridae
Exons: 4
Coding region: 166-672 (168 amino acids)
Cellular component (GO): plasma membrane
Source: RefSeq, a predicted model, not a curated record
AAACAACAAAUUUGGUUUGGUCUGGGAUAUCAUGAUUAAGAAAUAUUUAUGGAAGUAUUGUUAAUGCUAACAUUGUAUCAUUAACUUCCUAGUAUCAUAAUAGAUGAGUAAUAAGUUACAUAAAUCUAUGUUUUGUAUGGAAUACAGUGUAACAAGCUUGUCGGAAUGAGGGUAUCCCCAACGGCUGGAUUGUGUGCCAGUGUCUUCGCUUUCAUGCUGGGUUUGUUCAGUACAAUUUUGCCGUACUGGACAAGUGUAGAACUUGAUGGUGUGGUAUAUCACGGAGGUCUCUGGAGAAACUGUACGGUGUAUACAACCAGAUUUGACUGCAGGAACGUUAAACAUGUGAAAGAAUGGUUUCACGUUGUACAGUAUUUAAUGGCCAUUGGGGUACUUGUUCAAUUCCUAACAAUGAUAAGUGGGUGCAUUUUCCACUACGGCGAAUACGGAAGGAGAGUAUGUGUAACGUUCGCAUUGUCUUCACUAACUGGAGGUUUGGUUAUCGUGUCAGCAGUCAUUGUGUAUGGAGUGGAAAACAAAGUACACGCGGCUAUUUUCAGUGCAGGAUUUUACAUUGCUAUAAUGUCUGCUGUGCUAUCACUCCUAUCUGCAGUAUUAGGCUUACUGGCAGGUUCUAAAAGCAGAAAUGGAUACAUCACUUUUAGGCAGUAAAAAACUCCUCUGAGAUUAAUUGCUAAAAUGUUUUGAAAAAAAAGACUGGUUCUGUGCUCAUUUUAACUGCAGAUGAACUGAUAUGUAAGGCUGUAAUCCAACAAAGGCAUAUGCACAAACAAAUAGUGUAUUAUAUAUUCUUAAGUGCUGUGUAUAAAUUUUCAAGUCUCUCAUAUUCAGUUAUCGAAUUACCGUGUUAUCAGACAUGUUUGUUUUCAUGCUGUAUAAUCUGUACACGCACUAGACUAUACUAAAAUACAAAAUGCAUGUGCUUUACUAGGGUGGCUAACCCAUGUGACUUUUUGUUACCGCACAUACGUGAAAAAUAACUAGAUUCAUGUAACGUUUUUGCUUAUAAUUUUUUAUCACUUUAUGAAAAAAGCGUCGAAGAGUGCUGACCUCAGCACACAUUUUCAAUACUUUCUUCGAACACUACACCCAAAUCUCAUUGUGCACGUUACCUAAACAUUUAGUCAAGGUAAAAAAGAACAUUUGAGCAGAGUGUUUGAGGAAAGUAUUUAGAAUGUCUGGCAUAUGGGGCGCCGUUUUACUAUUUUCUAGUCAUUUUUUGAUAUCAAGAAAUGAUUUCUUGAUAUCAAAAAUUCGAAUUUUUGAUAUCAAGAAUUAUUUUUUGAUAUCAAGAAAUUUUAAGCAAUCAAUUGGACAGCACAAACUAGUAAAUGCACAACACAAACUAAGAAAUGUACCGGGCAAACUAGUUAAUGUACAUAACAAAUUGUUUUAUCUACACAACAAAUUAUGAUUGGUACCGAACAUAUUAAGAAAAGCACAUGACGAACUACCUAUUGGACAGCACAAACUAGUGAAUGCACAACACAAACUAAGAAACGUACCGGACAAACAAGUAAAUGUACAUAAUAAAUUGUUUAAUCUACAAGACAAAUAAUAAUUUGUACCGAAUAUAUUUGAAAAUGCACAUGACGAACUAUCAAUUGUGCAGCACAAACUGGAGAAUGCACAACACAAACUAAGAAAUGUACCGGACAAACUAGUAAAUGUAGAUAACAAACUGUUUUAUCUACAAGAAAGAUUAUAAUUUGUACCGAAUAUAUUGGGAAAAACACAUGAUUAAGUAACAAUCAUCGUGUCAAGACAGUCUAGGCGUUCCAUAGCGGGGAUUAUACAAUUCUAUAUGAUCCUAUUCAAUUCAUCUAUAUUUAGAUCGGGAAGUGCCGAAUUUUUGAUAUCAAAAAUAGGCUUGAUUUUUUGACAUCAAAAAAUUUAUUUCUUGAUGUCAAGAAGUCAAUGUUUUGAUAUCAGAAAAUCAUUUAUUGAUAUCAAGAAUUCGAUUUCUUGAUAUCAAGAAAUAACACAUUUUUAUAUCAAAAAAUCAUUUCCUGAUAUCAAAAAUGGACAGCAUUUCUUGAUAUCAGAAAAUGAAUUCCUGAUAUCAAAAACUCGAAUUUUUAUAACAGAAAAUCGAUUUCUUGAUAUCAGAAAAUGAAUUCUUGAUAUCAAGAAAUCGAUUUUCUGGUAUCAAAAAAUGUGACUGAUUUUUUGAUAUCAAGAAAUGAUUUUCUUCUGAUAUCAAGAAAUCGAAUUUUUGAUAUCAAGAAAUGAUUUUUUGAUAAUCAAAAAAUGCCUAUAAAAUAGUAAAACGGCGCCCCAUACUGGCAGACAUUUUGUGUCGAGGAAAUCACUCGUUUUCCUGUCUUCGACGCUUUCUAUUUCAUCAAAAUCAGUCAAUUAAAGUAAACUAAAAGAUAAAUUAAACGUUCGAGCGACUUCCUCGUGUCUACGAUACUGUUAUGUCACGUGGGUUGGUCACUCUGUUUACGUAACCUGAAAUGUUGUCAGUGUGGAUUUGUGUGAUGUGAUGCAUUAGUUCUGAUCACUUACAAGGGUCUUGGAAAAGUUGCACGUACGGAAGUUCAACCUUUCGUAUAAAAUUGGCGGAUGUGAAUUAAAUUUAUAUAACGUU